Messenger RNA from Pistacia vera, 1196 nucleotides. RefSeq lists its product as uncharacterized. The coding region runs from base 33 to 956 and encodes 307 amino acids. The transcript has a single exon. The record is from RefSeq and is a predicted model, not a curated record. Lineage: Eukaryota; Viridiplantae; Streptophyta; Magnoliopsida; Sapindales; Anacardiaceae.
UGCCUCUUCAUCUCCAUUCAAUUUCAACAACAAUGGGUUGUUGCAUAAGCAAAUUUCGACCCAAGAAAUCAAAAAUUUCCAUAGAAGAAUUAAACCAUGUUCAAGACAAGCUUGUCAUCUCACAAGCUCCCAAAAUUCCAACUCCAAUUCAUCUCUCAAACAAAAUUUCCCCAUCUCCUUCUUCACUUCCCAGUUGUACUUCGUCUGUUUCUUCCUUUACUUGCAGUACAGGCAACACUGCUGAAUCAUGCUCAUCAAUCUCAACUGCAUCUUCCGUCUUGAGCUCCAAAGAUAGAUCUUUCUCCAAUGAGUUUCUUUGGUCUUGUGUCAAGGAGAAUCCGCAUAUAGUUCGCAUUAAUUCCAUCAAGGAAGCUGCUCUCUCUUUAGCAACCUCCAAAGUUCAUGCUCAAAAGUUUGAUUCACCUGCUAAAUCAUUUCUGGCACCAACGCCGAUCAAACACUCAAUCCCACAAAGGAUAAAUGGUUCUACACCACAAAAGAGAGUCCGGUCAAGCUCACCAACUACUUUAACGCGACAAAAGAGCUUUCGUAUGGAACCAGAGAGGCAAAAUUCUUCGUAUUCUUUGCCGAGUAGAACCUUGAGAUCACCAUCUCCUAGUAGGAGAUUUACUAGUGGUGAAAGUAACAGGGGAUUUUUGACAAAUACAACUACAGAAAGUUGUUCAAAGCGAGUGGUUGGAGCAAAGGUAAAUGCAAUAAAUUCCGUUUCUUCUUCUCUAAGAAAAGAAAAUUUCAGGCCUGCAAGUCCAAGCAACAAUAAUUCAAUGGGAUUGCGGCUUUGUUCGAGGAAUAGAGAUACUUGCACUUAUAGAAUUGGUUCUAAAAUUGAUGAAGUUGCAGCGGGAGAAGCAGUAGCUCAGCAUGAGAGUGAGUGCAUUCCCAUGGAGGACAUUGAUAAUCCUCUAAUCUCAUUGGAUUGUUUUAUUUUUCUGUAGAAAGAUCGUGUGUGUGUGUGUGCAUGCAUAUCUAAUUUUACUCGUAUUGUUCAUAGCAUUUCUUGGUUUUUUAACCUCUAUGAUUGUUUGCCUAAACUAUUCAUGCAUAGUUUUCAAAAGCAUAGAUAAACAUGGAUCAAAUUCUGAUUGAUUUGUAGCUGAUAUUGGUUGUAAUUUUUUCCUCAUCUUUUUUGUACUAAUUGAGGGCAUGCUAUAAUAUUUGUUGGUUUGAGAUAUCUU